AUGUCGAUUAAGCAACAGUCAGCAAAUGAAUCUCAUACACAUUUUCAUUCAUCUCCAUCUCCACCUCCUUUACCAAUGCCACCUUCUUCACCAUCAUUGUUGAAAGUUAACAAAUCGACGACUCCACAAGUCGCUAAACAAAAUGAUGAACGUGAAAAACUAUUUCUCUUGUAUGAAAGUGGUGGAACUAUCAUAGGAGAUGACUCUGCGGCUUUAGCAAAUAUGCAACAUCAACGUUUAUCCGACACAGAUACAAAUUGUAUUGAUCAUUACGGAUUUAUUCAUGAAAAACCACUCACAACAAUCCCAGUUAAUGAACGAAAACAAAUUCAUAUGGAAAGAAAACGUAGUGAACGAUGGCAAAAAAUGUUACAAAAAUGGACACAAUUCACUCGAAAAAGUGAACAAUUACGUCGACGUAUUUAUAAAGGCAUUCCAUCAUCUUUACGUAGAGCAUUUUGGUCAAAAUUAUUGAAUUUAGACGAACAACUACGUAUAAAUAAAGGACAUUAUGAACUAUUAAAAGCAAAAGCACGAUUAUCAUCUACAUAUCUUGUACAAAUUGAUUUAGAUGUUCAUCGGACAUAUCGAAAUCAUUCUAUGUUUUGUAAUCGAUAUUGUUCAGGACAAAAACAUUUAUUUUCAAUUUUAGCUGCAUAUAGUGUGUACAAUACAGAAAUAGGCUACUGUCAAGGCAUGAAUCAAAUAGUUGCAUUUUUACUAUUGUAUUUACCUGAAGAAGAAACAUUUUGGGCAUUAUCUCAAUUGAUGACACAAUCACCCUAUACCAUGUUUGGAUUUUUUGUUCCCUCUUUUCCGAAAUUAUUUCGUUUUCAAGAACAUUUUGAAAAAAUUAUGAAAAAAAUGUUACCAAAAUUAUACAAACAUUUUACUCAAUAUCAAUUAGAAAGUAAUCUUUUUACAAUACGAUGGUUUAUGUUAUGUUAUCUAGACUGUCUACCGUUUCAACUUGUCUUACGUAUAUGGGAUAUUUAUAUCUUAGAGGGUGAACAAGUAUUAUUAACAAUGGCAUUUUGUAUUUUAAAGAUAAAUCGAAAAAAAUUAAUUCAUUUAAAAACAUUUGAUAAUUUAAAUACAUUUUUAAAAACUGAUUUAUGUCAAAAUUUUGCUAAUACAACAUUGACAUAUGAUGAAAUAAUUGAAGAAUUAAAUGUUUGUCAUGAUAAAUUAAAACAAAAUGAUCUUUUACGUUUACCAACGUUGAGAGAAAAUGAAGUACCAUCAAAACCAUUUAAUAUUUCGAUGAGUGAUGUAACAACAUUAAACUUAGAAAUUGAAAAUAAAAGUGAUCGUCAACUACCACCACGAAUAAUAACAACAAAAAUGCCGUCAACAGAAGAGGCAAUAACACAUGAUACAUCUGUUGAAGAUCAAUAUUUAGAAAUAAAACGUAGUCAUCCACCUAGUGAUAAUAAUUUAAUAGUUGAUUAUGAUAGUUGUACAUUAUUAUCAAGUGCUGAACCAUCUGUAAUUGGUGUGGGAGAUGAACAACAUUAUCAUCGUGAUGGUGUCGAUGAUAUUAGUUCAUAUACAGAAAGUGAAAGUUCAAAAACAAUUGAUAUUGAUGAUGAACAUAUUCGUAUAUCAAAAAUGAUUACAACAACAUUUUCAAAUACUAAUACUACUAAUGAUGAUGAUGAUUAUAACUUAAAACGUUCACCAUCAUUUUAUGAUAAUGUUUCAGACAAUGAAGAUGAUGAUGUAACAAUAAAUGAUAAAUCAUCACACUAUUUUUAUGUUGCUCAAAAACCAAUAUCUGUUCAACAUUAUUUAUUCGAUACAGAUAUUAGAUAG
Didymodactylos carnosus is the source of this 1815-nucleotide messenger RNA. The record is from the annotation of a GenBank genome assembly. Lineage: Eukaryota; Metazoa; Rotifera; Eurotatoria; Philodinida; Philodinidae.